UACUGUUUAUUAGGCUAUGUACUCAGAAGAAAAACAACGACGGAGACUACACAGAAACCAUAGAUAUUUGCCUUAUUUUUCGUGGCAUUUGUUGUAAUUUUUAAUUGUAGCAAGUACUAAAAUACGUGGAAAAGGCAAACAAGCAUUUUGUGUGUGAACUUUAAAUUGCAUGGAUUUAUAUUGCUGCGGUUAAGUGGUUGAGGUGGUGGAAAGGGAAGAAGAACAAUGACGUAAAACAAAGAAAAAAAUAGUUUUUGUUAACAUUAAAAAAAAAAAAAACUAUUUAACAAUCUACUAAAAGUCUUCAGAUGCUUUUUAUUUCCCCUAAAAGUUUGUUACGGAAAACAGAACUAAGUGAAACAUAAAAAAUGAGCAAAACGGGAACAGACUCUGAUAGCUCGGAAGAAUUUUUCGAUGCGGAAGACUCAACACCCAAUCGAUUGUCAACUUUAAGCCGCAAAUCCAUUAUUGAUGGAUCACAAACACCACAGGAAUUCAUAUAUCCCGAUCCAGCGGUUAGGGUGCAGGCAUCAUCAGACAGUGAUGCCACACCCAUUGGAACUGUAACUCCGGCCACAAGUAGUCCCAGCAGCAGUUUGAGUGCACGUUGCACAAAGCAAGACGUUUUCGUCGAGCCAAAACCAGUGCAGGCCACCUACGGUAGACAACGUUUUGAUGAGUUACGUCAGUGCAUGCAAAACGAUGAAGAUGAUAACCCUGGAAAUACCUUAACGCCUGAUUCUCAGAAUAGUUCUACCGAUGGCGUGUUUGCCAAUAGACCCACGCAUCCCUUUAAGGUGGUGGAAAAUGAUGCCAUGAGUGUACAAAGCAUGACUUCGUUGGGGCGUGUUGGGCGAAUUUUGGCCGGCAGCAUAGACCCAUCGUCCAUGAGCAUAGACCGUGAGUAUUUUGUGAACAAUGCAAGCGGUCAGCAACAUCAACAAAUGCAGCAACAACGACUGCAACAGGGCCAGCUGGUCAGUAGUGGAUCUUCAUCGACUAUAAGUAGCCUCAAGUCUGCAAGCAUUCCGCCUAGUCUAACUGAAGCGAGUAGUAAUCGAACGUUUGUGACGCACUCUUCAAACGCUGUGGGAGGUACAACCGAUGGAGCGGCUCAGUUUGAAAAUCCUGUGACACUGCAAGAGCCUGAUGUCAUAGCCAGUACGAAAUUGGCGCAUUCAAAGACCACCGACUCAAUAACUUCGAGUGGCCCCAUAGCUCCGCCACGGCGCAAAAAGAAAUCUAAGAAAGGCUCAUCCAGUUCUUCAGACCACUUCAAUAUGAAUGAUGGUAUGCGAUUACCGGCUGCCGACACGGAUACCGAUAGUGACACGCGAUCUGUGAAGAGUGUGCGCGAUGUGCAACAAAGGCUUAGGGAUGAUUUGGUGAAGGAAAUUGAAAAAAGUUGGAAUGAGACGAGCUCUUUGCAGAAUAGCAUUUCAGGUGGGAGUUGCAGUGCAGCAGCUGGUCUAAGUAGCGGAGCUACGAAUGCUGCCAAUAGUGCUGUUGGUGGUAGUAGUGGUGGUAUAACAACAUCUGCCACCAUGCCAAUGACGCUGGGAAGCGGUGUUGGCAGUGUUGUUGUUGGUGGUGGUGGCGGCCUUACUAAUAUUAGUGCCUUAGGCGGUAAUGUUUCCUCGGCCUGUUCGUCCGGUAAUGUCUCCAGCAAUACCGUAGUAUCAGCUACAGGCACUUCAUUGAGUCAAAUGUCAAUAUGCAAUGCACGUCCAGUAACUACAGCGGCCAUAGGUGGUUCCAUAAACCGUAUAUCGCAUUCAUUGGGUAAUAGUUCCACAUCGGUAUAUUCCAAGCCUAGUCCAUCGAAUUCAGCUAAAAGCAAUUCUGCCCCAGGGCGUGUCAGUUCCAUUGAUCCUUCACAAAGCUUGAAUUUGUAUAAAGCUACCCAAGGUGGCUAUGUGGUUAAACCACGUGAUGAACAAUCAAAUAAAGCCGAAGGGCCAACCCUUGAGGAAAUGGAACGUAUUGAACGCAUUUUUAGUGAUAACAAUAGUCCAAGGCCGAAAUUAGGCACUGGUUCGAAUAGUCUGGGAAGUGGUACAAGCAAUCUAUUCGAUAUUUUCAUUGUUUAUAGAUUGACAACCUUAGUACAUAAGCCGUGGUGUUUACAAAUCAAGUAUCCCUCAUUGAUAUAUCGUUCGAGUGGCGACAAGGAACGUCGUAAAUCUGCCGGCGACGAGGAUGUUCUGAAGCAAAUGAAUAUCGAUGUGCGCAUACGAACAAAUUCGGGCAAACAAUUAUCCGAUAUAGAAAUUCUCGAACAGGUGCCGGUGAAAAAUCUUGAAACUGGUGAAACUGUGCCUUUGUCUGAAGUAAGGCCCCCACCAGUGCCCGAGGGUUGGAAUCCUUUGUCUUUGCACAUUCUUAAAUUAACAUCACAUUUGGAGGUGACACAAAAAGAAUCGGACGAUGAGAGCGUCAUAGGCAUACCGCCCAGCAGUGAGGGCCAGCCGCAAGAAGAGGAUGAGGGAGAAACUGAAGAUGGCAGUCGCUUAAAGAAGAAAACGGCCAAAAUUAAACGCUUCUUCGGCUCCACCAUGCGCAAGACAGUGGAUAAGGCCAAAUCAUUGGCCUCUGAGGUAUCUCAUGCACGCCACAAAGAAGAUGUGGCCGAUAUAGUGGAUGUCAUGAAUCCUGAGCAGAAUAUUAAAAUUAAGGCCUCCUCGACAAAUAAAGGACCAUAUGAGUUCACAAAACUGCAGCAUGUGCAGGAUUUAUCUGGCGAACACACCGGCGCUGUAUGGUGUAUGAAAUUCAGUUCCUGUGGCCGUUUGUUGGCCACUGCUGGCCAGGAUAAAGUAUUACGAAUCUGGGUACUCAAAGAUGCCUAUCCAUUCUUCCAGGAUAUGCGCACUAAAUACAAUGCUGAUCAAAAAUCCUCACCCACACCCUCUCAAGAGUCUUUGGUAUCACAACAAUCGGCCGAAGACGCCAUAGCCAUGGCCACGGCCGCUGAAAAAUGCACUGGUCCAUUUAUGCCAAAGUCAUUUUGUACCUAUAAUGGUCACACCUCCGAUUUACUUGAUGUCUCGUGGUCGAAAAAUUAUUUCAUACUCUCCAGCUCAAUGGACAAAACCGUGCGCCUCUGGCAUAUAUCACGCAAAGAGUGUCUCUGCUGUUUUCAGCAUAUCGAUUUCGUUACGGCCAUUGCGUUUCAUCCGCGCGACGAUCGUUACUUUCUCAGCGGUAGUUUGGAUGGUAAACUGCGCUUAUGGAAUAUACCAGACAAAAAAGUCGCCCUAUGGAAUGAGUUGGAUGGUCAUACGAAACUCAUCACAGCUGCCAACUUUUGUCAAAACGGGCAAUUUGCUGUUGUAGGUUCCUAUGAUGGGCGUUGUAUCUUCUACACCACCGAUCAGUUAAAAUAUCACACACAAAUACAUGUGCGUUCGACGCGUGGCAAAAACCGCAUCGGUCGCAAGAUCAGCGGCAUUGAGCCCAUGCCUGGCGAGGAUAAAAUUCUCGUUACAUCGAAUGAUAGUCGAGUUCGCCUGUACGAUUUGAGGGAUUUGAAUUUGUCGUGUAAAUACAAAGGCUAUUUGAAUGCCUCAUCGCAGAUAAAAGCCUCGUUCAGUCAUGAUGGCAAGUAUAUAAUAGCUGGUUCGGAAAAUCAAUGCAUUUACAUAUGGAAAACCAAUCAUGACUAUUCCAAGUUGAGUUCGGUACGUCGCGACCGUAGUGAUUUUUGGGAAGGAAUUAAGGCUCACAAUGCCACCGUUACUUGUGCAAUAUUUGCUCCACAUCCAGAGGCCAUUAUUAAACCAGAACCUGAUGAAAUAUCUCAUGAAAAGCAAACAAACAACCAACCAGAUCCUUUGGUCGAACAGCAUAAAAAAGGCUGUGGUUAUGUUAUGAUUAGUGCAGAUUUCAAUGGAGCCAUUAAGGUUUUUAUUAAUAAAACCAAACCGAAACACAGUAGCUUACCUUACACAGCAAUAGCGGAUUAAACUCGCAGAGGGGCGACAUAAGGAAAACCUACACUGGAUCUUUGAUUAUGUUUUUUUAUGUUAAUUCUAAAUUGUAUGCUAUACACAUAUACAUACAUAUAUACUUUGUUAAAUAUUAUUAUUAAAAAAAAAAAAACUCUUAGAUGUGUAUGUACGUGAGAGAUGGAGAGAAGGCGAAAAAUCAAACUGUUUGAAAUUUAAGUACGAAAUAUGAAGGACGAACGAUAGGGAGUAUAAUAAAUUCAGCAUUAUUACUAACCGAA
Stomoxys calcitrans (stable fly) is the source of this 4228-nucleotide messenger RNA. Its product is annotated as WD repeat-containing protein 44. Bases 369 to 3965 code for a protein of 1198 amino acids. Lineage: Eukaryota; Metazoa; Arthropoda; Insecta; Diptera; Muscidae. The transcript has 11 exons. The record is from RefSeq and is a predicted model, not a curated record. Gene Ontology annotation, molecular function: protein binding.